Pelodiscus sinensis (Chinese soft-shelled turtle) is the source of this 7697-nucleotide messenger RNA. It is a transcript of the gene TRERF1, whose product is annotated as transcriptional regulating factor 1. Gene Ontology annotation, cellular component: transcription regulator complex; histone deacetylase complex. Gene Ontology annotation, molecular function: transcription corepressor activity. NCBI's taxonomy places the organism in Eukaryota, Metazoa, Chordata, Testudines, Trionychidae. Gene Ontology annotation, biological process: regulation of transcription by RNA polymerase II; negative regulation of DNA-templated transcription. The record is from RefSeq and is a predicted model, not a curated record.
GAGCCCAGCCCGACUCGCCCGGCAGGGGCCAGCCCAAGCGCGUGCCCUGAGCCAUCCGUGCACCCAAAGCCCCGGGCGCUGCACGGCAGCAUGGGAAAGGGGCUCGGGGCGAUUGCUGCUACUGACACCUUGUUACUUCCUGCUUCGCAACCCCAGGGCCCGACCCAUCUCGGCGGAGGGAUCCGUUCGCCUCGUCCAGCCUCCGCCCAUUUCUGCUUCUGCUUUUUUUUUUUUUUUUUUCUUUUGCAAGAAAAUUAUUUGACAGCGAUUUGCUGACACUGGGAUUUUGCAUCAGAGAUUACAAGAAAGGAACCUCCAGCAACCUCUCCCCCAGUCACUAGGAGGGCGCAAAGGGGGAUCAUGCAAAAGGUUGGAACACAAGUAAUCCAUGUUUGCUUGACAGUGUGGUGACACUGUAGACUAGCCACAAGAGGACCACAUGCCCCACCUCCCACGCUGGAGGUACCUGGCAUAGCGAAUCUGAUGUUUUUGUUUAAGGCUUGUGUUCUAGUUUUUUCGAAGAUGUGAAGCAACAUCAUACUGAAAUUGGAAUUGUAAGCCGACCGGAAGGAAUUUGUCCUUGUAAUGUAAAUGAACAAGCUGAAUAAUAACCAAUUCUAGCUUUUUUUUUUUUUUUGUACUUGGAAUAUCUCAGGGUCUAGAAGUUUGUUUUUGUGACUAUAAGGUCAGGAGAAAGGUGAUCGAAAAUGGAGGACCAGCAGUUGUACAAACCCAACCACACUGCCAAUAGCAAUGAGAACUUGUAUUACCAAUCACACCAAAUGAACUCCCUUCCGGCUUUAAAUCACAGCUAUGGAACAUCAGGCAUGGAUGCUUCUCAGGCUUCUCCCCUCUCUCCUCAGUUCCCCCAAGAUUCAAGAGACAGCAUAGCUUUGAAUGUAGGUUCAAAAAACAUUGGGUCAGCGGACUCCUCUAGACAAACGAGUUGGACACAUUCUGGCUCAGGAAACCAUGUCCCAGUAAGGAACAAUCUGAAUAAUCAGAAUUCAAUGUGGAGCCCAUUAGGGCAGAGCGAAUCUGUUGAUGGAUACCAAUAUUCCUAUUCUCAAGCCAAUGAACUUCGAUCACAAAAAAUUACGAGUGGAGUUUUACAUAAAUUGGACUCUUUUACACAAGUAUUUGCUAAUCAAAAUUUAAGAAUUCAAGUGAACAAUAUGGCUCAGGUCUUGCAUGCUCAGUCAUCAGUGAUGGACAAUGCUAGUGAUAGUGCACUGAGACAGCUGCUAUCUCAGAAGCCAGCAGUUGAGCAACAAUCUGUAACUUCCACUGUGCAAAGAUAUCAACAAGGGCCGCAGCAAGUACAUCAGAAUUUUGCAAGCACUCAACAAAAGCAGCAAAUGCAAGUCAUGCAGCACCCACAGCAGUUGUAUUAUGAUUACCAGCAACACUUAUCCCAGAUACAAAUGCAUUCUGCAAUGCAACAGGGACAACCACAUGUGCAACAAAUGCAAUCUCAGCAGCUGUUGCCGCAACAGAUACAGCAGUUACAGCAGUCUCAAUAUUAUAUGCAGCAACAGCCGCAACAGGGACAGCAGCGGCUCUCAAUACAAGAGAUCCAGCAGCAGCAACAAAGUCGGCAGCAACAACAGAGGCAAUGUCCAAUGCAAAUAGCUCAGUAUUAUCAAACACAACCAGUUAUGCAGCAACUGCAGUUGCAGCAGCAGCAACAGAUGCAACUGCAACUUCCUACAUAUCAUAGGGAUCCUGAUCCAAAAACUGUUCAUGAAACACACCAGUUCUCCCAGGAUCAGGCUCCUCCUGUACAGCUUAUACAGUUGGGAACAAUGCCUCAGUAUUUCUAUCAAGAUCCACAACAGCAGUAUAGGCAUUUAUAUCCACAAAGUAUACUGCAACAGCAGCUGCAACAGCAGCAGCAACAAGAAGACGUGGAUCAAAAGCAAUACCAGAAUGACAACAGGUCUCAAUCUUUGAUGAACUCCCACAUUGGCCUGAGUGUGGGAGAGGCAAUAGAAGAUACUACACAGCAGGAAAUUAAUUCUGUAGGAAACACUGGCACUCAUAGAACUCUUUUAACACCAUCGGGUAUCCAUAUAAAUAACAAAGGGUCCCAGCAAGAGUCUCCUGGUGCUUGUUGGUCUCAGCAGAUUCAACUAUCAGAUGGCAGACUGCAGCCACUGUCUCCUGAGCCAAGUGGCCCGAACAAAGGAAUGUUUCCUGAGAGAUCCCUUAUAAAGAGCAAGCUAACAUGUUCAAUAUGCUUGAAGGAAUUUAAGAGUUUACCAGCCCUAAAUGGUCACAUGCGAUCACAUGGAGGAGUAAGAGCAUCUCCUAAUUUUAAACAGGAUGAAGGAGAGAAACUACCACAACAACAGCCGCCUAAAGAGGUGGAUAGCCUCGCACCUAUCGUCAUGCCCGUUUCUGUCCCUGUAAAGCUUCUGUCGCCUGAGCCCAGUGUGCAGCCCGCUAUCAACAGUACCACAGUCAAAGACAAGCCUGCCAAUUCUGUAUCAGAUGACGAGAUGCCAGUUCUCAUGAAGAUGACUUGCUCUCCACCGUGCAGUCCAAAAGUGGCCACCCCCUGCUCAUCUUCUGAACUUGGCAGAAAACAUCAUCAAAGUGCUGCAAAAUUGGAAGAAGAUUUCAAACCCCUGCAGGACAAGAAAAAAUAUCGACAUAGACCUGAACCACUCUUCAUACCUCCUCCUUCCUUCAACUUCAGUGCAUCCUUGUCAGGAGCUACACUGUAUCAAAGCCAACUUCGCUCUCCCCGCAUCCUAGGGGACCAUCUCCUGGACAGGACACAUGAGUUUCCUCCUUAUACCCCACCACCUAUGCUUAGCCCAGUACGUCAUGGAUCUGGUCUCUUCAGUAGCGUUAUCACAUCUCAUAAUGCAUCUCACCCCCAGCUGCCACUUACUCCUUUGACACCCACUCCCCGGGUGCUCCUAUGUCGAUCUAAUAGUAUUGAUGGAAGCAGCAUUCCAGUGACUCCAGGGCCAGGAGAACAGACUGUUGAUAUAGAACCACAUAUCAAUAUUGGAUCAAGAUUCCAGGCUGAAAUUCCUGAACUACAAGACCGAUCGUCAGUGGGGAAAGAUAUGCACAACGCAACUUUGGUUUGGAAACCAUGGCCAGAACUGGAAAACAAAGUCUUCCAACAAAGAGUGGAAGACCUCUUAAAUAUGUGCUGUUCGAGUGUGUUACCUGGCGGAGGAACUAAUUCAGAAUAUGCAUUGCACUCCCUCUUUGAGUCCAAAGGGGAUAUUAUGGUUGCCCUGGAAAUGCUGCUAUUGAGGAAGCCAGUAAGAUUGAAAUGUCAUCCUUUGGCAAAUUACCAUUAUGCUGGAUCUGACACGUGGACACCUCUAGAAAGAAGAUUGUUUAACAAAGCAUUAUCCACUUACAGCAAAGAUUUUAUUUUUGUACAAAAAAUGGUGAAGUCUAAAACAGUUGCACAGUGUGUGGAAUACUACUACACUUGGAAAAAAAUCAUGCGUCUGGGACGGAAACAUAGAACACGUCUAGCAGAAAUAAGAGAUGAAUGCUUGACAAGUGGGGAAGAGGAAGAUUUAGAGGAUGAGGAGGAGAUGGAAGAAGACAGAAAAUCUAUAAAAGAAGAGGAAAGUGAAAUGCAGAAAUCUCCUGAACCACCACCUAUAGCUCUUAGUGCACCCAUAGACCUGCCACCUCUUCAAAGUCUCACAUUUUCUGCAGCCUCUUUUACCUGUGAAAUGCCAAACUGUGGUGCUGUGUUCAGCUCCAGACAAGCACUAAAUGGUCACGCUCGCAUUCAUGGUGGUACAAACCAGGUGACAAAACCACGAUGCAAUGUUCCAGGCCAAAAGCAAAAAUCUACCACGCAGAGUGGAUACUGCUCAGUCAAGAGUUCCCCUGCACACAGCACGACAAGUGGCGAGACAGACCCGACAACAAUUUUUCCUUGUAAAGAGUGUGGCAAGGUGUUUUUCAAAAUCAAAAGUCGCAAUGCUCAUAUGAAGACCCACAGACAACAGGAAGAACAGCAAAGGCAGAAGGCUCAGAAAGCUGCUGUUGCAGCAGAAAUGGCAGCCACUAUUGCAAGAACUACUGGUCCAGUUGGACAUGGUUUGAUUCCUCUGGAUCAUUUGAGUUUGAUUAAACACGUUGAGCAUGUAGAUAACCUUGAAGAUGAUGUUGUUCAGGAGUUAGGAGAUGUCAUGGAAGAUACUGAAGUCAUGGAUGCUGACCUUUUGUUGGAUGAUGAAGAUACAGAUUUACUUCAGGAUGAUGCUGAGUUGUGAAUGUAGAGUUGUCACAUUCAGACAGCUACUGAAUAUCUCCUGAAUGUAUCAGUCAGGAAACAUGGACUACCGGUUUAUUUCUCACUAAUUUUUAAACUACCUGUUUAAAAAUGGUAAUUCUUUUAUCCAGGUCUAGGGGAAAAGAUAUGCUUCCCACCCAUUUUUUAAUCAGUUUGUGUGUUGGGGAAAAAUAAAUAAUUGGCACAAAUAUUCUUAUAUAAGGUGUUUUAUCUGGGUUCUGCUUCAUUGAGAUAAUUUAAAACCGCAAAUAACAGAGAAAUUCAUGUUUCUAUUUCCAUUUCCUUCCAAACUUUUAACGGAAGGACCUUUAAUUCUUAACUCUUCAGAAUUUUCUUAUUCUCAGUUCAGUAUAACCUGGACUGUGUUUCAUUUUACAUAUUUCAUUCUGGCCCUAUUUACUAGGAAGGAUCUAUUGUUAUGCACUUCUGACUGGAUUAAUUGCUUUCAAUGGAUUUUGCAGUAUUUUCCUGAUAGUACCCUAUGUUUGUUGGCGAUGCUGACAUGAUGUAUUUUUCUGUUUUUCAUUCUUGUACCUGGAGCAAAAACAAAUCUGACUAAAUAUGAAAUAUUACAAGAGUGACUAUCCGUUCAACAGAAAACUUUUUAACCUGUACCUGUUAGCUUUCAAGAGAUAUUGUUUAUACUGUACAUUUUAGAGCUUCCAUUUUAAUAGGUUUCAAAAAGAGAGAUCCACUAGUUUCUGAAUGAUGCAGUCUAAGGUUUGAAGAUGGUACUACUAUGGUUCACUUCAAUUAAAGUGGAGCAAAAACUCACAUCUUCUCAUUGGAAAACUGGAUUAAAAGCCCUGCAUUUGUAAUUGGGCAGCACUGGUGAUACCUUCUGUUGUGUCAAUAAAUUGUGCUGUUGACUAGCCCUUUCAGAGGUUUUAGAGGUUUUGUACAAUUGAGCAGUGCAGGAGCAUAUUCCGGAGAACACCAAAUGUCUUUCUCCACAGACAGGAUGGGAGGAGUGAAGUUGUUGGAAGAUCUACUCUGCUUCAACAGCACACUUCCAGAAAUUUAAAUAUAUGCUUUUUUUUAUCCUUCCUCGGCCUGAAAUAUUCUUGUGCUGUUUUUGAGUAUUCACUUACCUUUACAUCACACUCAGAUUGUUGUGUGUUCAAUAUGACCUUUAUCCAGCAAAGGUGGGAAAAUGCUUACACUAACUCUCCCUGCCCCCCUUGUUUUCUGGCCAAGACUUACAUACAAUAUCGCUAACCUUAUCUGUACUGACCUUAAUAUGACACAUUCUCCACAGAUAUACAGUGCUGGAUUCAUAGCGUUGCAUCUAAACCACAUGAAGGAUUAGAUAGUGCUUGGGUGCACAACCUUUCCUUACAAAGUGGCAGUUUGAGAGCUCUUUCAAAAUAAAAUACUGUAAAUGUUUUGGGGGCUUCACAACCAUACUCUUGUGAAUCGUGUAUAUGAGAACAGGAGUGCAAAUUGUAUAAAACCAUUGUAUGAAAAUAAUUUCAGCUCUUCCUGAUACCUUCUGGGUUUUUUUGUUUUUUAACAAUAAGAAUGUUUCGUUCAUUUGCCACAAUGUCUUGACAAUUUGUGUAGUAAUAGCACAUACUCUUAAACAGAUCAAGCAAGAAGAUGGGCCUAGUUCUCCACUGUCUUCCUCUUGUGUACUUACACCUGUGCAAAAUGUGGGGUAGAAUGCUAUCAAAUAAUAUUGUUUCUUAAUUGACCAUGUAAGGUGCAAAACCAAUGGGAAUCAGGAUCCAUGUCUACACAGGAUUAUUACUUGAGUAAAGACCAUUUUUCGGUCAAAGCCAAGCCUACAAGGCCAAAUCCUCAAGUUCUUAGUCAAAUGCUCUGCUAAUCAAGAAUGAUCCUUGUAGGUAAGUGGAAACCACUUAUCAUUUUCAAGUUGCAGUUUCCCAUGAAUUCUUUUUCUGGUGGGUGGAGUUUCUUUCUCCCUUUCUGUGGAAGAACAGUCAGUUCCCUAUGCCUGUGACUCUCAGGAGAUCUGACAGAAAGCCUAUGUGCCUGUACUUCCACUUGGCACUAGGCCAUGUCCUGGAGCAUGAAUUCUGUACUCUGGGCAGUCCACAGAGGCUUAGACUCUUGUGAGUGGAAUCUAUAGACAUUCUAAGUAUUUGCAGGAUCAGGACUUUUGUAUGCAGUAACUUGCACUGGAGUCCGUGGGCCUACAGUGGGAAGACUUGAUUAGAGCCCACUCCAUCCCCUCCAAAUCAAUGGAGCUUUGAAUCCUGAGGGCUCCUCUGUAAAGGAAUUUCUUCAGUUGAGUUGGGGAGAAUAGAGUGGACACAUGCUGUAGAAGUGGCAUUUGUCAUAUGUUGGUAAGUCUGCAUACAGAGUGUCUUGAAGGGGCAGGACUGCAUAACUCAGGCAAAAAUGUCAUUGUACUUACGGACAGAUUUGCCUGAAGAAGAGCUGAAUAAAAAUGCUAAAAUUUUUGGAUCUGACCUCCAUAGAAGCUGUUUCAAAAAGAAUUCAGAUUUAUUUUAACUAAAUAUUAGCCAGAUGUCUGUAUUAAAUCUACAUAACUAUGCCAUAGAUCUCCAAGAUGAGACAGGCACACUUUUAUUUUAUACCUAGGAAAAUAACAAAAAUAGUUGUGACUUGAAAUAACCAAAGAGAUUGCCUACAUAGAACAAAUACAGAUCCCUGAAAUAGUAUUAUAUGAUCAUUUUUAGCCUCAAACACUGACUCCAUAUUAAAAUGUUGCACAAUAUGAUGUUAUAUAGAUGUUGUUCUGCCUACAUGUAUCUAAAUGUGUUUUUAGUCUUAUUUCAGAGAGGUUGUUUUCUUGCUAAUAGUUGCUGAUGCAAACUGUUGUGUAUUAUGGGAGGGUUUCACUAUUGAAUUUAGACCUUUGGUAAAUUCUGUACAUACAAAGAAAAUCAAUAUAUUUUAUGAAAAAAAUCAUCUUAUUUUCAAAUAUAUUUAACUGAUUUAUUUUAUUAGACGGUUGUAAAUAUUGUAGAAGCUCUAGUGUAAAAAUAUAUAUUUACUUUUGGGUGGGAAAGUAAUGGAAAUAAAACUACAUAUUUAAUGUAGUUUGUGAUCUCUUCCAGAUAUAGUUUAUAUUAUUAGCAUCUGACUUGCAUGCAGUUGAACUUCAGGAUGUAACUUAUUUAGAUUUGUACUAGGUUGGUUUAAUUUCAUAAUCUAGAUUUGUUUUUUUGAUGGGUUUUUAUUUGGAUUCCAUAUACUUGGUACAUAUCAAAAAGCACUAUGUAUAGAAUAUUCAGUACUAUCUGUAACAAAUAAUUGUAUUUGUAAAUCAAAGGGUUUUAUGUAACAGUUUGGCAAAAAGAGGACAGUAUUUUCUAGUGAAUUUUAUACUUUUGAUAAAAUGUAGUUUGUUGGGUUUUGCUACCGUGAUGAAAAUUUCUUUUAAAUAAAUUUGUUUUAAAAUAGGAGGGUGACAACAACAUUAUAU